Messenger RNA from Aspergillus affinis, 1239 nucleotides. Its product is annotated as PCI domain-containing protein. Bases 1 to 1239 code for a protein of 412 amino acids. The record is from RefSeq and is a predicted model, not a curated record. Gene Ontology annotation, cellular component: cytosol; COP9 signalosome. The transcript has a single exon. NCBI's taxonomy places the organism in Eukaryota, Fungi, Ascomycota, Eurotiomycetes, Eurotiales, Aspergillaceae.
AUGGCUUCACAAAAAAUCACCUCCGCCCUCGCGGAGAUCGAAGCCUCCGCCAAUCCUCAAAACAAACUACAGCUCUACAGCGACCUCCUCUCCGACGUGGUAUCGACAUCGACAUCCGACCAGCUCGCCCAAGACCUGAUCUUCUACCUUGACUCCGUCCUCAGCGAAGACAUCAGCAUCGUCUCCGCCCGCCCCAUCCUCGACUCCUUCAUCGCCGUCCUCCGAAAACUCGACCCGUACACCCAGAUCAAAGUGGGCCAGCACGCCGUCACCCUCCUUCAAUCCCGCUCCACCUCCGUCGAAGAGCAGGACUCGCAGAUCCGCGAGCUCCUCGCCGACGCCUACGAGUCGCAGGAGGAAUACAUCGCCGCCGCGCGAGCCCUGCAGGGCAUCCACAUCGACAGUUCGCAGCGACUCGUCUCCGACGCCGCCAAGGUGCGGCUAUGGGUUCGCAUUGUGCGACUCUACCUGGAGGAGGAUGACACCACGACCGCGGAGGCGUUCCUGAACCGCAUCAAGAACCUACCCAGCAAGAUCGAGGACCACGAGCUGAAACUACACUUCAAGCUCUCACAGGCACGGAUCCUAGACGCGCGCCGCAGAUUCCUCGACGCCAGCCAGGAGUACUUCAACGUCAGUCUGGCCGCGGGAGUUGACGAGAGCGACCGUCUCCAUGCCCUGGCAGCAGCCAUCCGCUGCGCUGUCCUCGGUCCCGCGGGCCCCCGGCGCUCGCGCAUCUUAGCCACGCUGUACAAAGACGACCGCGCGACGUCCGUCGAGGAGUUUGGCAUCCUAGAGAAGAUGUUCCUCGAUCGGCUCUUGAACCCCGCCGAGGUGGCAGCCUUCUCGGAACGUCUGGCGCCGCAUCAGCUCGCACAAACCGCCGACGGUACCACCGUCCUCGACAAGGCGGUCGUGGAACAUAACCUCGUGGCGGCUAGCAAGCUGUACGAGAACAUCACGACCGACGCGCUCGGCGCCAUCCUGGGCCUCGAGGGCAGCGGGGACCUGACGGCCGGCGAAAAGGCCGAGGCGUACGCGGCACGCAUGGUGGAACAGGGUCGGUUGAGCGGCAGCAUCGACCAAAUCGACGGCGUCAUCUACUUCCAAUCCACCACUGGUGCGACGGGACAGCAUAUCCGGCAGUGGGAUGCGGGCGUGCAGGGACUUGCGGAGGACGUAGAACGGGUCGCGACGAGUAUCACGGAUGCUUUCCCAGAAUUUGCCGCGGUGCAUUGA